AUGCAAGACGCUUCAAAGACCUCUGAAGAUGCAUUUGACUGGCUUUCCGAAAGCGAUCGGCAGUCGAUAGAGGAGGCCAUUCAAACAGGAGACUGGCCAGGGCUAGAGGGCUCGGCGUUCAGCAGAAUAGCUGUAAUUGAUCAUCAUUCUUCUCGCGCCAGGAAGCCAGCUGAGGGGUCAAAGCUUGAUUUGCAGGAUCUUUGGUAUCUCUAUUACCAAGUUGGAAAAAAUGUUCGCCACUCAAGCCCUGAGCAAGAUAAAUGGAUCAGACACAUUCUCCAGGUUCGCGGACAUGGACCCUUAACACGGCAAGCACAGAGCAGCAAUAGUGGCGGAGACAGUGAUGAAAGCAGCAGCCUUGAGAUUGCGACAACGUCAGGAGGCAUUAUUUGGGAAGACCUGCCCUUCUUCACUACGGAUAUGACAGACAUCUGGGUAAAGGAUUGUGCGACCAUGAGUGCUACUCAGCGCAUCAACUUUUCUCACUUUCUCGCCAAGCUCGCGUCCGUCGGAGUAGACGAUAAUCUUUGCACAAUUGCACCGCUGGUUUUCCAUGACGUCUUCGAAACCAUUCGCCCUCUGGGCAGCUACAAUGAUGAGAAUGACAAAGAAGAUACGCUCAGAACGUUAGAAGACCUUACGACUGCCGCGCUACUUCCGGCCGCGCAAGCUUGGCUAUUUAGCGCUGGUGAAACUACUUUCACGAGAUCGGAGCUGGGCCGGAAAUCAUCUGCGACCUUUAGUCCUUGGCGAUGGAUGUAUUGGCUGAAAAGACUAGAGGAGAUUAAAAUAGAAGCAAGACAAGCUGGCGAAGAGUCUCUUGCUGCGAGCAUCUUGCUUACCAUGGAACAAAUGCUAACUCUGGGGGGAAUUGGCGAUGACGAAAUUACAUGGGAAGACGGUGUUGGUACUAUGAGCUUGGAAUAG
Messenger RNA from Trichoderma asperellum CBS 433.97, 927 nucleotides. Lineage: Eukaryota; Fungi; Ascomycota; Sordariomycetes; Hypocreales; Hypocreaceae. The record is from RefSeq and is a predicted model, not a curated record.